CAACCACCACCCGAGCCGACUGCCCGAGGAGGAGUGGAAUGGGUCCAGCUGCCGUUCCGCCAUUCCGCCGUGCUCGCCACUCUCCGGGGUGGGCCUGUCGUGGUUGUCCUCUCUUGACUCUCGAUUCGGCCAGAGCACCGGGCCUGUGAGCACGUAUUGAUUUUCCGCCAUUCCGUUUGGGAUGCUGCCGAAAUAAACUUUGCAACUGGUCUGAAUCUGAAUCCGAAUCCGAGUCAGUCUCUUUCCGAACGCGAAACUGAAAGCGGAAAGGCGCCGAGUGAAAAUGGAAUAGGUGAAGGGAACGCCGCCGCGGACUAAGAAUUCAUAAAAUUAUACAUACCGCAGCGAUUUGAAAACAUUCGGAUUUUGUGCCUCAAUUUGCUGGUGGUCGCGUACUUUUCCGCACCGUCCGAAUCGGCACGAAAAGCUAAGAGAUUCGUCUAAAAUUAGCGACCGGUGUGUUUUGGUAGGGUGCUCUAUUGGCUAGGGUUCUCCGAGUGAACUCCGCCCCUCCGAGUGUUUACCCAUAAAUUGGCCAAGAUGCCUCCUGCAUCCAAUACGAUCGUGCUGAAGAGCCUCUCCGUGCUGCUGGGCCUGUUCUUCAUCUUCGUGGGCACCCUCAAGCUGACGCCGCACAUCAGCAAGGAUCUCUAUAAGGACCUGCGCACAGAGUACGUGAAGUAUGCCAAAGUGUUCCCGCUGACGGCGCUCUUCGGAGUGAAGAUACCCUCGAAGUGGUACCGCCGCACCGUUGGCAUCCUGGAGAUCGUCUGCGGCCUGGCCAUGGCUCUGAUUCCCUAUCAUAAGAUCAAGAACGCGGCCAACGUGACGCUGCUGGUGCUGAUGCUGCUGGGCAUCUACCAGCACUGGAUGGUUAGUGAUCCCUUCGAGCGGUCCGGACCGGCGCUGGUCUUCACCUUCAUGCUGGGCGGCCGCCUGGUGGUCUGGUACCAGACCGCCCGCCUCCAGGACGAGGCCACGACGGCAGCGCAGCCGGCCGCGAACGGCGUGAAGCAGGAUUAGGUGCCUGCUCCCGGUGCAUCACGUACUCAUAGUCAUUCACGGAUCCAGCUUUGUUUUAGCACCUUAAGUUGGGCUCGAGAUUGCGCGCCCUGUCUUCGGGUCUCAAAUUCAUUCACAUCAUUCUAGCAAAUCGAAAUUCAUGUUUUCACUUUGGUGCCAAAUUAUUAUCGUAUACAAAACUACUAUAUUGUAUGUAAUGGCGGGAGAUAUUAACUAAACUGUAGAGCCGCGACGUAAAGACACGACCAGAUCAAACCAAAUUGUAAUCAAAUCCUCUUCGUAACGGGCACUUAGUCGAAACCAUUUAAAUUACGACUUUAGAAACAAUUUUAAUAAAUUUGAACAACUCAUACAUAUUUAAAA
This is a messenger RNA of Drosophila erecta, 1386 nucleotides long. RefSeq names its product transmembrane protein 35A. Gene Ontology annotation, biological process: chaperone-mediated protein complex assembly; positive regulation of protein localization to cell surface. Bases 541 to 1023 code for a protein of 160 amino acids. The record is from RefSeq and is a predicted model, not a curated record. NCBI's taxonomy places the organism in Eukaryota, Metazoa, Arthropoda, Insecta, Diptera, Drosophilidae. The transcript is spliced from 3 exons. Gene Ontology annotation, cellular component: endoplasmic reticulum.